This is a messenger RNA of Rhopalosiphum maidis (corn leaf aphid), 1583 nucleotides long. RefSeq lists its product as uncharacterized. The coding region runs from base 524 to 1201 and encodes 225 amino acids. The record is from RefSeq and is a predicted model, not a curated record. The transcript has 7 exons. Lineage: Eukaryota; Metazoa; Arthropoda; Insecta; Hemiptera; Aphididae.
ACAUGCACAUACACACGGUCGUGCGCACGCACAUACGCACAUUCGUAUGUACUUUAUAACAUCACAGACUUCUAUUAUGUAGAAAUCUGUGUAAUGUAAUAAUCUCGUUUUGUCUUCCCGUGUACGCACAUACGCACGCACAUACGCACGCACAUACACACGCUCGUGCACACGCACAUACGCACGAGUUUCGAUGUAUACGAAUCGAUAAUCUACCUCUGCCGCGGUUCACAGUAUUCACACGCAUGCGCGUAGGCCGUAGACAUUUCGGAUUCAGAAGCUUUACACGUUCCCUCUGUUGGAAGGAGCCACUGCCCAAUGGUGAAUUUCGUUAAUACGCUACGCUGAAGGAAAGAGUCGCUCUGUUAUUCUAGAAUCUACAUAGCCACGCCAGUCGGUAUUUUACAAAUAACAGAUGUUCUGAAACAAUAAAAUCCAUUACAAUUGGAUCUAAUAAAAGCCCAGCUAGCCACAAUAAUAUUUCCAACUCAAUAAUUCCAAUCAAUAUUCUCUAAGAUAAACAAUGGACCAACAAAAAUCAUCUGAUAACGGCGACAUUACUAAACAACAAUCUGAUUCAUUACAUAAUAAAAAUUCAUUCUUUAAUUUUUCUACCAAGAAAAAAGAAUAUUAUUCAUCUUUUGACCAAAAAGAUAAUGUUUGGGUUGAACAUUGUUUCAUAACUGCAUAUAUGCAAAGGAAUGCAUCAAACGAACAUUUGUUUAAGGGAAUACACCUUCCGACUUAUGUGCAAUAUUCUGCAGUUUGUGUUAAGUGCAGACUUCGAUCAUGUACUACAAUUUGUGAAAAAUGUCAACAUGAAUUCAAUCUUAGUGCUGAAGCAAUUCAAGAUCCUAAUAAACGAUAUAUUACCACUAUGAAGUUGAUUGUCGAGAAGACUGCUGAUGUUCCUUCAAGUUCUUCUAUUGAUACCAUAAAUACAAAGGAUGGCAAGGAGACAAAGAAACUUGAAGAAGAAAAAGCAGAUAAUAAUAUUGAUGAGUGCGAAAGUAAAAAUAUCCAUUCUGAACAACAUGAAGUUAACCAGGAGAAUAAAGAAAUCGAAGAAUCUUUAUCAGACAAUGAGCAGUCAUCUAGCAGUGAUGAUAAUGAAUCUGUACCAAGUGCUAGUGGAGUUGACAUAAUAUAUCCACAAAUAAUUAUUGAUAACCCAAAUCUUCGCUGUACAAAAUUAUAUUAGUAUGAUUGCCAAACCUAAAAAUUAAUCUUAAUUUCUUUAAAUUAAAAUAUAAUUGAUUUGAAAAAAUCUAUUAAUUUUUUGUGUGUUUAUAUUUUUUAUACAAUUAAAUUAGUGUAAUAUUAAAUUAUAAAUAAAUUGAUUGAAUACAAAUUACUUAAUAGUACACUAUAAUGUAUCGUCUUUUUGUUUAACUAUUUUAUUUAAUAUAAUAUUAUAUUGUUUUACACACUUUGUUUUUACUAUUUUUUAAGUAUUCAUAAAUAGUAAUAAAAUAUAAUAAUUUGACGCUUAUUGUGUUAUAUAUUGGUCUUUUACAUUGUGGCCAAUACGUAACAUGGUCAGUGCCGGAUUUAAGAUUUGUAUGGCCUUAUAAGAGCACUUU